Messenger RNA from Girardinichthys multiradiatus, 857 nucleotides. RefSeq names its product mediator complex subunit 28 (gene med28). Gene Ontology annotation, cellular component: mediator complex. The coding region runs from base 8 to 571 and encodes 187 amino acids. The transcript is spliced from 4 exons. The record is from RefSeq and is a predicted model, not a curated record. NCBI's taxonomy places the organism in Eukaryota, Metazoa, Chordata, Actinopteri, Cyprinodontiformes, Goodeidae.
GGUGCGCAUGCGCGUAACCCAGAGAAAGAUGGCCUCGUCCAUCAAUGGUAUUUUUCCAGGCCAGCAGCCGCCCGGUGCUAAUCCCGUUGGGGUUCCUCCUGGACCGGCUCAACCGAGCUUUCCCGGUACCGUUCCUCGGGUUCAGGGAAGCAAUACCCUGGUCGACGAACUGGAGGCUUCCUUCGAGGCCUGCUUUUCAUCACUAGUAAGUCAAGACUAUGUCAACGGCACAGAUCAGGAGGAGAUAAGGACUGGUGUGGACCAGUGCAUCCAGAAGUUCCUGGAUGUGGCUCGACAGACGGAGUGUUUCUUCUUACAGAAGAGGCUUCAGCUGUCUGUGCAGAAACCAGAGCAGGUGUUGAAAGAGGAUGUGUCAGACCUGCGUAAUGAGCUACAGAGGAAAGAAAUGCUGGUUCAGAAGCAUUUGGCCAAGCUGCACCACUGGCAACAAGUACUGGAGGAUGUGAGCGGUCAGCAUCGUAAGCCCACAGACCUUCCCCCUCCAGGACCGCUGGCCUUUCUGGAACAGGCCUCAGCUAGUCUGCCCCCUGCUCCUUUAAAACCAAGCUAGGGCACCAAAGCCCUUUCACACCUGUAGAAGCUGCCCUGCACUAAAAACGCAAAGUCAUCCUGUGUGCAGGAGAACUGUCACAUUUGGUGUUAGCUGGCUUUGGGAAGAGUGAAUGGACAACUACGUUCUGGUCAGAAAUGCAGAUAAUUGCUGCCAUUUAGGUAUGUAGACUGUAUAGACAGCUAUCAUUGGAAAGAAGAUACUUUUUACAACUUUUCUGCCUGGUUUUUGAUGUGUGUAAAUAUUUUGAAUAUUUUUUAUGUGAGAAUAAAAUUUGUAUUUUGUG